AUGAAUUCAAAUAAUGACAAAUCGGUAGUAAAGAAAAACAAUAAUAAUAUUAUUCUUCCAUCAAAAGAUUUAAGCAUCCUACAAGCAUGUCUUUCUGGUAUUGUUAUGGGUUUCAUUGCUUACAGUGGAUCCUUUUCUGCUGUACCAAUAUCUUUUACAGUAACUGCUCUUAUGUUCGGUACAAAAUCAUUGAUUACAAUAAUGGCAACAGCUUUUGGUCAAUUAGCUGCUGGUUAUCUGCAUACACAUUCUUCACGAACUGGUAUGGCUUUAAGUACGAAGUUAUUUCAUGGAUUUUAUAUAGCGAAACCAGAAAUGAGAAACAGACGAAAACAUGCUGAAACUAGAUGGAUUAGUUUAAAACGUUUUUUUAUAUCAGCUCCAUUGAAUGGCCUUGUACUUAAUUUCAUGUGGGAGACAUUCACUUUUUAUUAUAUGAUUCAGAAUGAAUUGUUCAUCAGAUAUGUCGAAAGUUCUACCGCAAACACAAUAGAAAAUGGGAAAAGAAACGAAACGAUUGCUUCAUCAACAACCAAAGAAAUCGAACCUCAUCUUCUACUUAUCCAUGGAAUCACACGUUAUCUAGCAGGUUGUUUGUCUGGAAUGAGUACUGAUGGAAUGAAAGGAAAAAAAAUACUAAGCCCAUUAAAUAUUGAAAGUUGGAUUAAAGUCUCUUCAAUGAUUUUAGGCGCAUUAUUCGUUAUUGCUAGUAAUGUACCGAAUAGAACUGGAUUUCAUUUGUUAGAUAUACGGCGAAAGAAGAUAAUUAGCGAUAUUCUUGUUAUUCAUGGUGGAUGGUUUUUCAUUCGAGAUUGUGAAAUGCUUAUUUUGAAAAACCCUGAGAAAGGUUCUCCAAUUUCACCGACAACAAUACAAUCUUCGCUGAUUGUUGAAGAAAACAAAAUGUUAGAAGAUGAACAAUCAAAUAUGCUAUCACCUGCUAUUUAA
Rotaria sp. Silwood2 is the source of this 948-nucleotide messenger RNA. NCBI's taxonomy places the organism in Eukaryota, Metazoa, Rotifera, Eurotatoria, Philodinida, Philodinidae. The record is from the annotation of a GenBank genome assembly.